Molecule: messenger RNA, 2848 nt
Organism: Rubroshorea leprosula
Lineage: Eukaryota; Viridiplantae; Streptophyta; Magnoliopsida; Malvales; Dipterocarpaceae
Source: the annotation of a GenBank genome assembly
CCACAGCCGACGAAGCCAAUCUAGUCCUUCACUCCGAUUACGGAAGUCUUCCACAAAUUCAUAUCAGGUGAUAUUUAUACAUACUUUUAUCUAUCAUGGCGGCUUUAAAGGAUCUCCUGCCUGCUGUUAAGUCGUCCACAACAUCAUAUUACGAUCAUUCGAAUGAUCCUUGGUUCAAGCAGCUGUAUAGUUCGUCUGAGGCGGAAAAGUCUUUGGCGGUGAAAGCAAAGCCGGUUCCUCCUUAUUUGAAGCGUGCUGGGUUCGUGCCUAGGAGAGUAGAAGAUUUUGGGGAUGGAGGUGCCUUCCCUGAGAUACAUAUUGCCCAGUACCCAUUGGAUAUGGGUAGGGAUAAAUCUUCAAAAGCUGGGUCGAAGAUUUUACCAGUAACUGUUGAUGCCCGUGGGAAUCUGGCAUAUGAUGCAAUUGUGAAACAGGGUGAGAAUGCCAAGAAGAUUGUUUAUUCACAGCAUAAGGAUCUGAUACCAAAGGUUUUGAAGGACGAGGAAGGGGGAGAUGAAGAAGACGAGGAGUUGGAGAAGGAGAUUGAGGAGACGACACAGGAAACAAAAGCAGCUUUGGAGAAGAUUGUGAAUGUGAGGUUGAGUGCUGCACAGCCAAAAAAUGUACCCAAGCAGUCAUCUGAUUCAAAGUAUAUUAAAUAUAAGCCUUCACAACAAUCUGCUGCCUUUAACUCAGGUGCAAAGGAAAGGAUAAUCAGAAUGGUAGAGAUGCCAGUGGAUCCCCUUGAGCCUCCAAAGUUUAAGCACAAGAGGGUCCCAAGGGCUUCAGGAUCUCCACCUGUGCCUGUGAUGCAUUCUCCUCCGCGACCUGUGACUGUUAAAGAUCAGCAGGACUGGAAAAUCCCUCCCUGCAUUUCUAACUGGAAGAACCCAAAGGGAUAUACAAUCCCACUUGACAAGCGUCUAGCCGCAGAUGGAAGAGGUUUGCAGGAAGUUCAGAUCAAUGAUAACUUUGCAAAGUUAUCAGAGGCACUUUAUGUUGCUGAACAGAAGGCCAGAGAAGCUGUUGCAAUGAGAUCCAAGGUUCAAAAGGAAAUGAUGAUGAAGGAGAAGGAAAGGAAGGAGCAAGAAUUGCGGGCCUUAGCUGCUAAAGCUCGUUCUGAGAGAACUGGCGUGGCACCUCCUGCUGCUGUUCCAAUGUCUUCUGAGAAGAGCUCAAUGGUGGAUGGUUCUGAUAUGAGAGUAGAUUAUGAGAGGGUGAGAGAAAGAGAGAAGGAUAUGCCAAAAGAAUCAAAAGAAGAGAGGGAAGAGCGGGUGCAAAGAGAGAAGAUCCGGGAAGAGCGCCGUCGAGAGAGGGAGAGGGAGAGAAGACUGGAGGCCAAAGAUGCUGCAGGGGGAAAGAAAAGUAAGAUCACCAGGGAUAGAGAUAGGGACAUCAGUGAAAAAGUGGCUCUUGGGAUGGCUUCUACAGGAGCAGCUAGGGGUGGGGAGGUUAUGUAUGAUCAGAGGUUAUUUAACCAGGAGAAAGGAAUGGAUUCAGGCUUUGCAACUGAGGAUCAGUAUAACAUAUACGACAAGGGUCUGUUCACAGCACAGCCAACUCUUUCUACGCUCUAUAAGCCAAAGAAAGACGUGGAUUCUGAUAUGUAUGGAGGUGCAGACGAGCAGCUAGAGAAAAUAAUGAAAACUGAUCGCUUUAAACCAGAUAAAUCAUUUUCAGGAACUUCUGAGAGGGCUGGUCCAAGGGACAGGCCAGUUGAGUUUGAAAAGGAAGCUGAAGAAGCUGAUCCAUUUGGAUUGGAUCAGUUCUUGACUGAGGUCAAGAAAGGUAAGAAGGCCAUGGAAAAAGUGGGCGGUGGAGGAACAAUGAAGGCAAGUGCUGGCUCCUCGAUGCGAGAUGGUUAUGAAGGAGGCUCUGGUAGAACUCGAAUUGGUUUUGAAAGAGGACGUUAAAUAACUCCUUGAUUUCGUGUUAUGUAUGGCAUAAGAUCCCUUAGCAGCCUUUUGCUCUUGUUUCUUGCUUGGUAAAUCUCAACCCCUGCAGCCUUAAGUGGCUUCUGGGACGAGAAUGUUAUAUUUUCUGUAAUGGUAUGUUGGGAUAUUUCUGGUUUUAUGAUAUCAAUUUUCUGUUAGUUCUGGUUUAGCAUUGAGUUUUUAGUUUCUGAGUUAUGCCUUCUACUAUUGGAUCACAUGUUCACUUAAGACAAAAGCUAUUGUUAUUAUAAUUGGUGAUGUUGACUCGAGCUGUAUUGAUUUGUAUGCUGAUGCUUGUGUGUUUUUGAGUUCCGUGAGCGGGUGCUUUGAUUGAUCUGUAAUAGGAUCUUUUCUUCUCUUUUUUUUUUUUCUCAUUUACGUAAUACUUUUCUUUUAGAACUGUAGAUAUAUAACUCGUCUUCUUUGAAGAGCAAAACAGCUAAUGCUAUUUCAGGGUAGUUGUUGGAAGGAAUUCUUAUGCUUCUUUCAAUUUGUUGAAAGACCAUAUGAACCAUGGGUGCCACAGAACUACAUGUACACAACAAUCCCAAAUAUACCCUAGACAAGUGUUUUCUCUGUUUCAUCAAUGCCUUGUCUAUCUUUACUAAUCGUUAGAACCUGGGUAAAUAGUGUGAUUGUGAGUGUAGUAUCUUGCUAUUUGAUUUGAUUUGCUGAAUGUUUGUUCAUGUUCGUUUUUGUUGUCUGAUUAUUUUGUGGAAUUUUUUAAUUAACACCGCGAAGAGUAUGGAUUUACAUUUUGGUCUAACGUAAACUUCCUGAACUGUAAACUAAGCUUUGUGUCAAUGUUUAUGCAUAUAUACUCGUGUCGCAGAUUGGAUUAAAGGAAUUGUGUUGUAAUGAUGUGACCUCAUCUGCAUUGAAUUCUUUGAUCUUAAUACAGUAAUAUGCAUUUA